AUGGCCGCCACCAACUCUCUCGACCACCUCAGCAACCGUAUGAAGCUGGAGUGGCACUCCAAGCUCAACACUGAGAUGGUCCCGGCCAAGAACUUCCGCCGUACCUCCAUCAUCGGAACCAUUGGUCCCAAAACCAACUCGACCGAGAAGAUCAACGCGCUCCGCAGAGCUGGUCUCAACGUUGUCCGCAUGAACUUCUCUCACGGCUCGUAUGAGUACCACCAGUCCGUUAUCGACCACGCCCGUGAGGCCGAGCAGGCUCAGAAGGGCCGUCCCCUUGCCAUUGCUCUCGACACCAAAGGUCCUGAGAUCCGUACCGGAAACACUGUUAACGACCAGGAUAUCCCCAUCAGCGAGGGCCACGAGCUCAACAUCACCACUGAUGAGAAGUAUGCCGCCGCCAGUGACGACAAGAACAUGUACCUUGACUAUAAGAACAUCACUAAGGUGAUCUCGCCCGGCAAGCUCAUCUAUGUCGACGAUGGUAUCCUUUCCUUCGAAGUCCUCGAGGUCGUAGAUGACAAGAACCUGCGCGUCAAGUGUCUCAACAACGGUAACAUCUCGUCCCGUAAGGGUGUCAACCUGCCUGGCACCGACGUUGACCUUCCCGCUUUGUCCGAGAAGGACAUCAGCGACCUGAAGUUCGGUGUCAAGAACAAGGUCGACAUGGUCUUCGCCUCGUUCAUCCGUCGCGGCAGUGACAUCCGCGACAUCCGCGCUGUCUUUGGCGAGGAGGGCAAGGAGAUCCAGAUCAUCGCCAAGAUCGAGAACCAGCAGGGUGUCAACAACUUCGAUGAGAUCCUUGAGGAAACCGACGGUGUCAUGGUUGCCCGUGGUGACCUGGGUAUCGAGAUCCCCGCCCCCAAGGUUUUCAUCGCCCAGAAGAUGAUGAUCGCCAAGUGUAACAUCAAGGGUAAGCCCGCCAUUUGCGCCACCCAGAUGCUCGAGUCCAUGACAUACAACCCCCGUCCCACUCGUGCUGAGGUGUCCGAUGUCGCCAACGCCGUUCUUGAUGGUGCCGACUGUGUUAUGUUGUCGGGUGAGACCGCCAAGGGUACCUACCCUUGCGAGGCUGUCCGUAUGAUGCACGAGACCUGCUUGCUGGCCGAGGUUGCCAUCCCCCACUUCAACGUCUUUGACGAGUUGCGCAACCUUGCUCCUCGUCCCACCGACACUGUCGAGUCCAUUGCCAUGGCUGCCGUCAGUGCCAGUUUGGAACUCAAUGCCGGUGCCAUCCUUGUCUUGACCACCAGUGGUAAAACCGCCCGUCUCAUCUCCAAGUACCGCCCCGUUUGCCCCAUCAUCAUGGUCACCCGCAACCCCAUGGCUUCUCGGUACUCUCACCUGUACCGUGGCGUCUGGCCCUUCACCUUCCCCGAGGAGAAGCCCGACUUCAACGUCAAGAUCUGGCAGGAGGACGUCGACCGCCGCCUCAAGUGGGGUAUUAACCACGGUCUCAAGCUCGGUAUCGUCAACAAGGGUGACAACAUCGUCUGCGUCCAGGGCUGGCGCGGCGGUAUGGGCCACACCAACACCGUCCGCGUGGUCCCUGCUGAGGAGAACCUUGGCCUUGUUGAGUAA
Molecule: messenger RNA, 1581 nt
Organism: Aspergillus ruber CBS 135680
Lineage: Eukaryota; Fungi; Ascomycota; Eurotiomycetes; Eurotiales; Aspergillaceae
Product: pyruvate kinase CDC19
Exons: 7
Coding region: 1-1581 (526 amino acids)
Biological process (GO): glycolytic process
Cellular component (GO): cytoplasm
Molecular function (GO): pyruvate kinase activity; magnesium ion binding; potassium ion binding
Source: RefSeq, a predicted model, not a curated record